AUGGGAUUGGCUUGCUUGUGUUUGUAAAAUAUUAUUCCCCAGAAAAAGUCUAUUUAUUUUCUAACACAACCGUUUCAUAAUUUUAAUUUUUCUCACCUGUGUCACCAUUAAUACAUUCAUGUUUUUCUUACCCUUUCUUAUCUUUCCUGUCCUGAUCUAGAAUGGGGGGUGGUGGUGGUGGUAGAUUAAGGCCUUCUUAUUAUGAGGUGUUCCCCCUUUUUUAUGUCAAAUGGCUUUGACUGAGUUCAAAGGAGAAAGGUUCACCGUACUUAACUGUAGUCACUUUUACUUAUAAAGUCAUUUUUUUCCCUCAGUGAUGGACAGAUGUUCACAGGCCACUCAGAGACCAUGAUUUGGAUUGGGAGCUCAGGGUCCCAAUCUCCCUUGUUAGUGUUUUGGAUCAUUAAGCUGCUGUUUAUUUAAGUCACUAGGGUGUUUAUUCUCCACGUCUUGGGCCACAGAGAAAUGCCACCCUCUGCAGGAGGGGCUCUCACAGGGGAUCUCCUCACAUUCUUCACAUUCACUCCCCAAAACAAACACCCUGCUCAAAGAUAGCUUUCAAUGACCCUGACGGGCUUCAAAGGACACCGCGGAAAUCUCCCUGGAAAAUAGGAAGGGCCAAUUACUUUAAUUUCUUACAUGCCCUCUCUUCCUACUCUGAUGACUACCCCCCACUCUUCCAGCUCUGUUUAGUAUAAUUUUAGACUCCUGGAAGUUCUGUCUCCUUUGGCGCCCCAGCCCACUUCCUGCUCCCUUGGUUGGUGAAUCUUGGAAAAGUCUGCAGAUCUGGCAAGGAGCAGAGCAGGCUGGUCCUGUAAAAGCCCCUGUGAUUACUGCUUGUAAACUCAUUAAAAGGACAAUUUUCUGUCACAGUCAUAAACUUUUGUAAAAUCCCUGGCAUUUGAUCCAGAGUGUGCAUAUUCCAGAUGUGUUUAAUAAGAAAUUGCACAAUAUGCCUUCCUCACCAUCCUUUCUGUCUGGCAAAACCAGGGACAAGCAGGAGGAGGCGAGAAAGCUGGAUAUCGCUUUGAGUUUUCUUGGCAAUCAUUUUAGAACGAUCAUUAGCGGGAACUAACCAUGUUUUUUGUGUUUUUUUUUUUUUUUUUUCCUCGAGGAAAUCUUCAAGGACCAGCUGUUAAGGGACCUUCUAUUUACCUUCUCAGCGUCGCAGUUAACUGAACCAAAAGCCACUUUUCGAUUUCUCUUUUACAGGUUUCAUAACAAGAGCCAAAAAUAAUGAAAAAACGGCUUAUAAAUAGUUUGUAGGGUAAAACCUUACGCAAUUUGACCAAGUAAAAUGAAAACAAAAAUAAUACACUAGGGCGAUUUUUAAAUUUUUGACUUUUAAAAUCUGAACACAGGAUCGUUCAGGUUCUCACUGCCUGUUCGCCUUGACCUCUUGGCUGAGAACGAAGCUUUCUAAAUACUCAAGAGGCCAAGGGGAUUGGCCGGCGGUUCCUGAACUUGGCUCAGCAGGUAGGCACUCAAGAGCCCCCAAGCCCCACAAGUGCAGGCAGGGAGAAAGGCGCCGCUGGGGCUGAGCGCCGCCGAUCUUGAACUAUUCUCCAGGCAAGGACAGCUUGGUCUUGACCGCGAGAUGAAGAGGAAGCUUCCAGGAAGAUGCAGCGGCAUCGGCGCUUAUGGGCAAACCCUGAGUUUGCUAAGCAGGGACCCUUGUCCCGCCGCUCUCCCCCGCACCCCGAGGGCCAGUCCAGCACCUGGCACUGACCGCGCGCGGGGCGGCCCUUCCCCUGCUCCGCCGCCGCGGCGGCGGCAGCUGCAGCGGUGGCUACGACUAAAGGGGACUUCACGCCUACUGCCUCCCCGGCCUGGAGGUAUUUGGUGCAAGUCUGCGAGCAGAACUCCAGGUUGGGGAGCCAGAGGCUUCGGUUCCGCGUGUCUCCGACUGCAGAAAACCGGGGGAGCUUCUCCUGCUACCCACAGUCUCCGGAGGCUGCUCUUGUCACUCCGCUCUCCCAAGGUGCGGGGAUUCUGGGACCCGCUGCUCUCCGCCCGCCGCCGCUGUCGCGGAGCCGCUUCACAGCUUCACAGAGAAUUGCGCGCUUCCCGGGAGCCGCAUCACAGCGCAGUUCCAGUCGCAGGGCCGGGUGGCUCAGCCCGCAGAGCCGCUGAGAGCAGAGGCUGCCAGGCUGGCCUCGAAGAUCCAGAGCGUGGAGGCUGUGGCCUGAGCUUCUCGGGACAACCCAGCUACCGUGGCCUUGGGCACCCCGGAGCCACCUCCCAAGGCCAAGUCAGGUCUCGCUCUUUGAGUCAAGGACUUAGUUCCGGGCGAGCACAUGAGCCGUGCCGACGCACGACCGCGGGGUUGGAUCCAGCCCUGUGGCGGCGGAAUGAAGGGUCCCGGCCACCCCCGGCAGCAGGUGGGAGCGCUCCCCGGUUCACAGACGCUGCGCUUUGAGCCCAGGGCAGCCGGCUCAGGCCCCAGAGCCUGGUCGGGAGGCGGCCUAGGCCCCGCCGCCCUUCUCGCUUCAGCCGCCCGAAGCCAGCGGAACUAGUGUGCCCACUUCGCUCCCAGGGGCCGUUCACACCAAGGGUGCCCCAGGUAUGCUCCGCGACCUUAGGUGGAAACUUGUGAGCCCACUCAGGGUCAUAGUGACGACCCCUCCCCCUCCCCCCAUUGAAUCCAAUAGCUCCACCAGGAAGAUUCUUUAAAGAUUUGGGUAAGUCAGCCAGGACCGAAAAGCCAAAAUUGUGGGCAAAUUGUUGGCUCAACGUCUACCGUGAAAAAGUGCUGCCCUGGAAAGUCUGCAUUUUCUCUAGUGUUUUAAACCGAGUAUACACACAAAACUUCGUUCCAACUGAUGAAAUGGGAAACCUGUUCUCCCACUGAGGAUGGCAAUCAGUAUUUUAAGCGCUGUGGUCCUUUCAGACAGCGAGGAACAACACUGCAGUAGCAUUUAAAAACAAAGAGAAAGAGACUGCUUGAGGCGCGAGGACGCCAGUCUCUUCCUCCUCUGAGCUUUGGCUUCUCUCCUUUUAACUUGUUAAUGGACAGCUGAGACCCCAUUUCGCAGCAGGUAGAGCAAAUCCCCCAUAAGGUUUGUUCUCCAAUUUAGCUUUCCUACCCGGGAGUCUUUCCCCACUCUACCGCCCCUUUUUUGAGAAAGUGCUCACUGUUUUCCCUUUCCAUAACAUUAAAAUGUUCUUAAAAUCACAUUCUUCCCCCAACCCGCCCCCCCCAAACAGGAAAAUGCAGAAGGAAAAACUAACAAAAACCGAAAACUAAAAACCCAACCCAAGCAAUCUUAUCUUUGAAAGGGAAAAGAGUUAACUUCAGAUUUAACACUCACUUAAGCACCUGAGGCUACCUAAUUGUAAUUAAAAUACUAUUAGGUGAUAUUGGCUGCUCUGCCUUUCUCACUGUCAUUAGUAGUUGUCAUUAAAAAGACAGAUAAGUAGAAAGAUAGAUUCUGGCCCUGUAUUACUAUAAUAAAGAGGCAAGGAAAUGUAUACCAGCUCCCUCCAUCUGGUCUCCUGUCCUUCCCACCCUCCCUAGCUUAGAAAAUAAAUCUUUUAUGGAACUGACAUAGAUAGGCAGGUCCAAAUAGAAGCAUUGAUAGAUUAACACAAGGCAAAUUUAAUUUGCUAUAUUAUUUAUUUUAAUAUAGGAUUUAAAUUGAUUAUAACUUUUUAAAUGCCAUGGCUUAUUUAUAAUAGAUACAUAGGUUUUUUUUGGGGGGGGGUUCAGAAUCCGAGUUGAUAUGUAUUUGGCAUCUUAAAGGAAAAAAACAGUCCUAGACUACAUGUUUUUACCGAUACCAGCUGUUAAACUGUCAUGAGUCUUCAAAAAAAAAAAAAAAACUGUGAAAUAUUCUUUAACCUUUCAUAGAGAUGGUCAGUUGGCAUCCCUGAUACAAAAUCUGCAGCAUGCAACUAGCAAGCCUGUAAAACCAACUUUCUAGAUGUUUUUUAACUUUAUAUUAAAUAUUUUUACAAACUCAGAUACUCUCUUCUCUGCCCCCACCACUACCCACAAGACAUGGCUUUGGCUGCUUUGCAGCACUUCAGUUCUAAUUUGACUUGCCAGUUAUCCAAAUGAUCUAAAUACCAGGGAAAGGCAAUGGGACUGUGAAACAAACAAACAAACAAACAAAAAAUCAAAACCACAUAGCUGUGACAUCUUUAGUUGCCUCUCAAACAGAUAUUUAAACUAUAAGCAUUAGUGUAUAGUAAUGUUCCCUUAAGUUUUGCAGCUUUUUGUUUGUGUGGUAGUGGUGGGGGCUGGUGUGGUUGGUGGAAGAGAGCAGCAGCUUUCAGAGUUUCUACAGAAAAUGCACAUUUUGAGAGUGAGGUGGCAUAGUCUGCAACACCUUUCAAAAGGAAAUUUAACCUCUAAGUCAAGGCAGUGGUUACAAGGAAGAAGCAUUAGCUCUGUAUCUAAGAUGCCAUUAGUAUUAAAGUAGGUAACAAGCUUAAAGAAAAUUAAGCUAGAUAGGUCAAUGUGUCUUAGUAUCUAUGAAGUGAAAAGAACAUUUAAACAAUUGAAGCCUUGUCUGUCUUCAGAUAUGUGUGGUGAAUAUUUUCUAUGCACUGCUGAUGCUAUAUAAACAUAGCAUGCUUCCUCCUAAAGUCAAAUUCUUGAUUUUAAUUGAAGAAUAAUACUGCUCAAGGCUCUACCUCUGAGUACAAAUAGCUAAUCUAAGAAAAUCAGUUCUGGGAAUCUGGAACCAAUGGCUGUUUUCAAAAUAAACAGACAAAAUCUUUAUAAAGAAUGCCAGGAGGAUUAUUUUUACAUACAGUAUAUCUCCUGAUUUCUCACAAAAAAACUCUCAUAGAAAAACUGAAAAGCAGAAUUACAAUGCAGUCCCCUUACCAUAUUUCUAUUUUUGAAAAUCAGUCUGAUUUAAGACUCCCAAGCUGUCCUGGUUAAAUUUUCCAACAUUAAUAUAUCUUAGAAGCAAAUCCGUAUGCAUUUCCUCUUUCAAUUUUAAAAAAAUUUCCUAGGGAGGAAAAGAGAUAUAGAAAAAUAAAAGGGCAAAAUAAAAAAUAAAUGCACAUUUAAAAUUUGUAUUAUUGUAUUUAAUGAGUAGCAGGUAAAUGGUAAAACAGCAGUAAUAUGCUAACUUUUCUGCUUUUGUUCAACUAAGGCAAUUGAGUUAGGAAUGAAAUGAGUGAGGGAAAUUUUGAAAGCAUUUGUGUUUUCUAAUACAGAGACCAAUGAAGAAGCUCCACUUCCCUUAAGUGACUUAAGGGAAGAAUCUAGGGGAGGGGAAACACCUAUUUACAGAAAUACAUUUGAAAGUUAUGUUAGGGGAGACAUUUUCCUUUUGUUAGGAUCAAGCCCACUGCAUUGACAUCCAGUCAGGAAGGAGAUGUUGAAAUUUAUCUAAGUUCUGAGAUCACACUCCUUUAAGUAGAUAGAACCAAGUGACCCAAAGAAGUCUCAUUUUUUCCCUGGUUCCAUAUGUUUCAAAUCCUACUAAAAUGGGAACCCCACAAACUAAGAAAUUGCAAGGUGGAGUUGACAUAAAGAUGUUCCCUCCAAAUGUUAUUUGGGUCAUUUGGUAUGAAUGUGUGUGGUGGGUUUUCUGAAAAUGUUUUUGUUGUUGUUGUUGUUGUUCCCUCUGGGGGACAAGAAAGAGUUAAUUUGUUUUCUGACAGUUUUCACACUGUGGGCAGGUCUGCCAGAAAGGAGAGGAAACAGAGAACAGCCCUAUGAUUAAUUCUACCUGUUUUUCCCAUGAGCGAUCACCUGCUCCGGGGGUCAUGAAUAGCAGGUAGCUCUCCCUCUCCAGGGCUCUGAGAGCUUCGUUUGUUUGGUGACAGCUGAGUGACAAGGCUUGAAACCCGAGCCCAUAGCCUGGCCUGAUGGGGGGAUAAAAACCCUGGAUGUUCCCUCAAACAUUUCAGGAAAUGAAAGUUGUAACGCGAUCCCUCCUGCGCCCACAUCUCUCCCAGCAAACACAAAAGCUCAAAGGAGCCUUCUCGGAUUGAAUUCGGCCUGGAGUUGAUGGAGGGAAAGCGGAGCCUGGCGCGGGGUGGGGGGAGAAGAAGGCAGCGGGUCGGGGCGGCGGCUGGCAGGCUUUCUGAGCUGAGGAAGGAGAAGAGAGCAGAGCAGGGAGCGAGCUGGGUGCGAGAGGCCCCAGAGGAGAGCGAGCAGGGAGCAAGGGCCGCUGCCUCCCCCACCGUUACACGGAUCUUUAGUGUCAGACUGGAGUGGGCAGGAAAACCCGCGGCUCAGGCUCGGAGACCCCGGCGGGUAGCGCGGUCUCUGUACCAGGCCCCGUCUUUGAGGCCACGCUGGCCUGGGUGAGCUCUGGGACCCCGCGCCAGCUCUUGGGGCGAGGGGGUCCCUUCCGACCCUCCAGGGGCCGGCGGAGGGCGAGCCGCUGCGACCCAGAGUCCGGGCUGGCCGUCACGCGGGCCUCACUCAGCGCCCUCGCGCUCGGCCGCCCCCAUCUGUCAGCAGCAUCCCUCUGCCUCCGGCCUCGCCCGCUUGGCAGGGGAAGCUCCCCGUUGGCUGCUGGGAGGUGGCGUGGGGUGGGGGUGGUGGGAGCGGGAGGAGCUGAGAAGUUGUGUCCUACUCUCUUGUCAAUCACUGCGCCCGGUACCCUGGCAGGCUCCCGGUUGGUAGGAGGAAGAAAACCCAGGCCCCUCAAGGCGAGUUUUUCGCCUUAACCCCGACAGCUGCGACAGCUUUGUUCUCUUACAGAAUUUCCUUUUUUCUCUCCCUCCAUGAAUUCAGAAAUCCUUCCCAGACACCAUUGGCAGUCCUCAUAUCUCGCCCCAGCCUUCAUGGGGACUAGGGACGUAAUUUUCUUUUUUAAACGUAGACCCAUGUUCAGAGAGAACUGAUGUGGGAGGCAGAAUAAUACAUUGUCAACUGAUCCAUCACUUGCACACACUUUGCAACUUGUGUGACUUUGGGCAAGUUACCUAACUUCACUGAGCCUCAUUAGAGAAAAUGGGAACUAUGAUACUUAUACUGCAGGGGUACCAUGAAGCUUAAAUGAGCCGAGGUAUUAAAUGUAAAGUGCUUGGCACAAAAGACACAUAAUGAAUAGUAGCUGUAAUUAUAACAUGCUUGAAACUUCCUUAGACUUUCUCAAAGCCACCUGGGAAAAUUCCCAUCAUGCUAGAGUUGCCAGUGAGGGCAGAUUAUGGCUAUAAUCUCCUUUUGUCUGAAACACUGAAAGAAGCACAGGUUAUGCUAAUAGAGACCUAAGGCAUGACUAGCCUCUGAGGGUAGCCAAAGCUGAAUUUUUUUUUUUUUUUUUUGUCUUUU
Molecule: messenger RNA, 7246 nt
Organism: Sus scrofa (pig)
Lineage: Eukaryota; Metazoa; Chordata; Mammalia; Artiodactyla; Suidae
Source: RefSeq, a predicted model, not a curated record